Messenger RNA from Paramecium tetraurelia, 336 nucleotides. RefSeq lists its product as uncharacterized. The transcript has 3 exons. The record is from RefSeq and is a predicted model, not a curated record. NCBI's taxonomy places the organism in Eukaryota, Ciliophora, Oligohymenophorea, Peniculida, Parameciidae. Gene Ontology annotation, biological process: cellular response to nitrogen starvation.
AUGUGUGAUAAUUUAAAAAUUUCAGACAAUUUCAUUGAGAAAUAUCCUGAUAGAGUUCCAAUUUUAUUAUAGAUAAGUGUUAGAUCUAGAUUGCAAUUUCAGGAUGGAACCAAAAUCAAAAAGUAUUUAAUGAGCAAAUCUGACCACUUUUAUCAUUUCCUAUAAAUCAUUAGAGAGACACUCCACAUCUAACAGCAAGAAAGCCUAUAUCUCUUCAUUAACAACUCUGGCUUGGUCAAAGCAGAGAGUCAAGUUGAUGAAGUUUAUAAUAAAUUCAAAAGUCCUGAUGGAUUCUUAAGAAUUCAAUUGACUGAAUAUCCCUCAUUCGGAUAAUGA